AUGGCGUCUCCGCUGCAGUUUGCCUACCGAACCCAGAAGACCAUCGGUGUCUUUGACGCCGCGCCCGUCUACGAGCCUCUCGCUGGGUUCACCAAGCCUGAGGGCAACCUCCGGUGCUGUGCCUACUCUCCCUGUGGCCGAUACUUCGGCUGGGCCUCCCCCGAGAUCGUCAGCGUCGUCGACGCCUCUACCGGCCAGGAGAUUCUCUCCCUGCCCCUCAUCAACGUCUACGAGCUCGGCUUCUCCCCCCGCGGCAGCUUCGUCAUCACCUGGGAGCGCCCAGGCAAGGACGAGGCUGGCGAUGCGACCAAGAACCUAAAGGUCUGGCGCGUCGUCGAGGAAGGCGUUGAUGCUGCUGACAAGCAGCCGCUGGCUCGGUUUGUCCAGAAGCAGCAGAGUGGGUGGAAUCUUCAGUACACCGCCGACGAGAAGUACUGUGCUCGCCUCGUCACCAACGAGGUCCAGUUCUACGAGAGCCACGACCUCGUCAAGGUGUGGAACAAGCUCCGGGUUGAGGGUGCUUCUAACUACGCCCUCGCUCCCGGCACCCAUAACCAUGCGGUUGCCGUCUUUGUUCCUGAACGCAAGGGUCAACCCGCUGCCGUCAAGGUGUUCAACGUCCCCCUCUUCAACAGCCCCAUCUCCCAGAAGACCUUCUUCAAGGGCGACAAGGUCCAGCUGAAAUGGAACAAGCAGGGCUCCAGCCUUCUGGUCCUUGCCCAAACCGAGGUCGAUCGCUCUGGCAAGAGCUACUAUGGCGAGACCACGCUGUAUCUGCUGAGCACCACUGGCGCAUUCGAUGCCCGUGUCUCCCUGGAUAAGGAGGGCCCGAUCCACGACGUCUCGUGGUCUCCAAACUCGAAAGAGUUUGGUGUCGUUUAUGGCUACAUGCCAGCCAAGGCCACCAUCUUCAACCACCGGGCCGUCGCGACGCACACGUUCCCCCUUGCUCCCCGAAACACCAUCACCUUCUCCCCGACUGGUCGAUUCGUUCUGGUCGCCGGUUUCGGCAACCUUGCUGGCCAGAUCGACAUCUACGAUCUGGAGAAGGACUUCCGCAAGGUCACCACCAUUGAGAGCGGAAACCCCAGCGUGUGCGAGUGGAGCCCUGAUAGCCGCUAUCUCAUGACUGCGACUACCUCGCCGCGACUGCGCGUGGACAACGGCAUUAAGCUGUGGCACGUCAGCGGCGGCAUCAUGUACAACGAAGAUAUGGUCGAGUUGUACCACGUUGUUUGGCGCCCGCAGCCCGCGGACCAGAUUGCCGGUGGUGACCCGCUCACCCCCGUCCCGUCCCCACACGCUUCGGCCGCGACGUACUUGGGCACGGUCAAGACACCCAGCAAGCCGGCGGGUGCCUACCGUCCUCCUGGCGCUCGUGGCCUGGCCACGCCUCUGCACUUCAAGCGCGAGGAUGAGGGCGGCGCUGCCCACCUUGUGAGCAACGGGACCGCCAACAUCGGUCCCAACGGCUUUGGCCGUCAGCGCCGCGCCGUCCCCGGUGCUGACUUUGCUGACGCACCCUCUUCGGGUGGCAGGACUGUCCCUGGGGCCGAGCCUAUUGGCGAUGAAAACUCGUCCAAGGCAAAGAACAAGAAGAAGCGCAACAAGAAGACCAACCAGGGCGAGGGUCGACCCCAGGGCGAGCCCAACGGCGGCGCCAGCCUGGUGCCUCCUCCCCGAGACUUUGGAGCUGGUUCCGGAAGUGAGGGACGCAGCCCCGAGCGACGCGGAGGGCCCGGUGGUAACAACAACAUCCACCACAGGAGCCAGUCCCGAAACAACGGUGGCCGCAGCCGCAGCAACACCCACCGUGGAAACGGAAAUGGCAACGGCAACUUUGCCCCUCAGCAGGGUGGUUCCAAUGCCCCUGGUGCCGAUGCUUCGCAGAACCCCGACGCGAAGAAGAUCCGCAGCCUCCAGAAGAAGGUCCGCGCCAUCGAAGACUUGGAGAUGCGUCUGGCUGGCGGCGAGAAGCUGGAAGACACUCAACUUAAGAAGAUCAACACCAAGUCUUCCGUGCUUAAGGAGCUGGAUCAGUUGGAGAAGGAGAACUGA
Ilyonectria robusta is the source of this 2058-nucleotide messenger RNA. Its product is annotated as eukaryotic translation initiation factor eIF2A-domain-containing protein. Gene Ontology annotation, biological process: translational initiation. The record is from RefSeq and is a predicted model, not a curated record. The coding region runs from base 1 to 2058 and encodes 685 amino acids. Gene Ontology annotation, cellular component: cytosolic small ribosomal subunit. The transcript is spliced from 2 exons. Gene Ontology annotation, molecular function: tRNA binding; protein binding; translation initiation factor activity. NCBI's taxonomy places the organism in Eukaryota, Fungi, Ascomycota, Sordariomycetes, Hypocreales, Nectriaceae.